Pogona vitticeps (central bearded dragon) is the source of this 7697-nucleotide messenger RNA. RefSeq names its product ArfGAP with GTPase domain, ankyrin repeat and PH domain 2 (gene AGAP2). Gene Ontology annotation, cellular component: nucleus. The record is from RefSeq and is a predicted model, not a curated record. NCBI's taxonomy places the organism in Eukaryota, Metazoa, Chordata, Lepidosauria, Squamata, Agamidae. Gene Ontology annotation, molecular function: GTPase activator activity; GTP binding; GTPase activity. Gene Ontology annotation, biological process: activation of GTPase activity; negative regulation of neuron apoptotic process.
GCCCCGACAACAAACCCAAACAAACCGGAGGAGGGAAUUGCACUGCAGCGGAGCGGAGGGGUGGGGAAGCUGGAAGGAGGGAGGGAGGGAGGUAGCCUGCCUGCCUGCCUGCCUGCCGGGGCUCAUCCUACUCAAACCCGGAGCGGAUCUCGGCACGCGGCGCGGAGGAGAAGGAGCAGCAGCGGGAGCAGGAUUUGUCGCCGGCCAGAAGGGAUGCCCCCGUGGGAGGGCUGCGAAUGACAAGACCCGGAGCGCGAGGGGGGGGAAGAGUCUGAGAGACCCUGGCAGCUUGCCAGGACGAUGAGGUCUGCACCGAGGGGCUCCCGAGGUUGCGGCAACGCCACAAAAGGGGAUCUGCCGGCGGCGGAGCCGUGAUCGCGCUCUCGCUCUCUCUCUCUCUCUCUCUCUCGAUUUUAUUCCCCCUCCUUUUCCCUCCCACUUCCCCCCCCUCCUUUUCCUUCCCUGAUCCGGCUCGUCUGCAUGGGAACAGCCAUCCUUCGCCCCCCUGUCAUCUCGGAGGAAUUGCGUCCCUCAAGGUUUCGGCGCGGCUGUUGCUGGCUGCCGUUGCCUCUCCUGAAGGGCCACCGCACCACCCCUGGGAGCCUCGGCGCCCCUAUCUAGCCACCCACUCACCCACCCACCCCCGCUGCGGCCGCCGCCGCCUCCGGUUCCGGUGGCAGGUGGUUCCUCGGAAGAUGCUCACCUUCACGCUGGCAGCUGGUCUGCAGAGGAGCAGCAGCAGCAGCAGGUAAGGUCUCCCGCCUCCGUCGACGAGCCGGCGGUGCCCCGGCAAAGGGGCAGAUGCCCAGGUUCCUGCCUCGUUCCUCCGCAGCUGCUGCCCUUUGUGCAUGGACAGAGCCGGGGGGGCGUUAGGGCUCCGGCUGGCGGCUGGCAUCCUCAGCCAUCCAAAGGGGGCGGCGGCGGCGGUGGCAGCGAAAGAGGAAGGGACCGUCUGGCAGAUGCUGGCUAGCGGUGUGGGCGCCGCCGUCCCUUUUCCGCGGCACUCAUGAGCAGAGGCGCGACCUUGCAGCGCCGGACCACCUACCUGAUCUCCCUAACCCUUGUCAAGCUCGAAUCGGUCCAGCAGCUGCAACAGCACCAAGGGGGGCCCCAGCCGCAGCAAGAAGAGGAGAAGGCAGGGGGGGCCGGCGAUGGAGCCACCCAGCUUCCUGAUCACCGAGAAGGGGGCCGCCAGGCCGCCUCCAGCCCUUCACCUCCGCCCCAGCCGCCGGCGACAGACCCCUCCUCCGGGCUGAAGGGCCACAGGGAGGCCGAGGAGGCCGCCUCCGCCAAGAUCAAGAGACAAGAGCGGGUCUUCCACCGCCAGGAUGCCCUCUGGAUCAGUACCAGCAGUGCCAGCACGCCAGACUACCUGCUGCCCCUGUCGCCGGGCAGUCCUGGGACGCCCAGCCUGUCCCCGUCUCCAGAUGGUGGUGGGCGAGCUGGCUCCCUGUGGAUGUCGCCCGCGGGCCAAGCCGGUCCUUGGGACUCAAAGGCCGGGCCUGCAGCGGCCCUGAAAGCCAAAACUCCUGGGAGCCCAGACACGCCACCCGCCAUUGCGCCAAAGCCUGAAGGGUUGGGGCCUUCAGGGGCUCCGGCUGUGCCCCCCAAACCGGAGCCGCUGCUGCUGCUGCCUGUCGCCCCGGCGGGGCCCCUCAAGUCCGAGGCCUCCAGAUCUGAGCCUCCAGCCGCACUCUUUGUGGCCCCGCCUCUGCCUCCCAAACCUGAACCGGCAGUGCCCCUCAAGCCUGAGCUGAUGGCCCCCAGUGCAGCCCCAGCACUGGCUCCCAAACCUGAGCCGACAAUCCCCUCUAUUGCACCAACGAUCCCCCCAAAACCCGAGAUGCCCCUGGCCUCCAUCUUCUCGCCAACUGCUCUCAAACCAGAGGUGGCUUCUGCCCUCGCAGCCGCUGGGGGGCCUAAGGCUGAAGUAACGGUCAUGCCAGCAGCUCCAGCGGUCGCCCCCAAGCCCAAAGCGAUUAUGGUUCCCGUCCUUCCUCCUGUGCCACCUCCCAAGCCGGAGGUAGCUCCGAUCCCCCUCAAGGCAGGACUGAAAGAAAUUUUGGAUGUACCUGGAGAGGAGUCACGGAUUCCUACCACUGCCAGCUGCUCCUCCAGUGCGGCGGCUCCGGGACGCCGGAUGUUGGUCAGUCACGCCAGCUGGGGUGGCCCUGAGCCUGGGACCCUGGAAAUGAGCGUAAGCCGAGUGGGGGGCUCCUCUUUUUCCCACUCGGGAGCCUCUUCUCCACACCCGGCAGCGGGCAAUCGCCGCCUCCGUUUGGCCACCAACAAGCCUUUCAAGACGGUGACCACCAGUGGGGCCAAGGUGGGGGCUGAGCCAAAGACCACAAAAGGGGGCCACAAGGGGGGUACCCCUAACCGCCUGUCCUGGCCAGAGAGUGAAGUCAAGGGCCGCAUGAAGGUGUCCGUCAAAGGCAGUGGUGAAACGGUGCCCAGAGGGGGCUCCAGGGCCAAACUGUCCCCUCACAAAAACAAAAGCAAGACUCUGGACAACAGUGAUCUCAACCACGGCCCAGCCAAUCUGGCCUCUUCUGGCUCCUGCUCUUCAGAGGCUGCGGUAGGGCUGAAGAGAGGCCGCGAGGGUGGCCGGGCCUCUACCCGUGACCGUAAAAUGCUCAAAUUCAUCAGCGGCAUCUUCACCAAGAGUCCAGCUUCCACCCCCACCCAUCCUGGGCCUGGAUGGAGCCUUAGCCACAAAGAGCUGCUCAGCGUGGAACUAGCCAAGGGAGAGUUGCCUAAGGCUGUUGCAAACAGCCAGGAAUGGACUCUCGGCCGCUCUAUCCCCGAGCUACGACUGGGCAUCCUUGGGACUAUCAAGAGUGGGAAGUCAGCCCUUCUCCAUCGCUACUUGACUGGUUCCUAUUUGGGUUUGGAACCUACAGAAGGGGGUCAAUUCAAGAAGGAAGUAGUGGUGGAUGGGCAGAGCCACCUCUUGCUGAUUCGAGAGGAAGCAGGGCCUCCGGAUGCCAAGUUUGCCAACUGGGCAGAUGCCGUCAUCUUUGUCUUCAGUCUGGAGAACGAAGCCAGUUUCCAAGAGCUGACUCAGUAUUAUGGGCUCCUCACCAACUACCGUGCAGUUUCAGACAUGGCACUCGCACUGGUGGGCACUCAGGAUAAAAUCAGUGCCAGCAACCCCCGUGUGAUUGAGGAUUCCCGAGCCCGGGCUCUGUGCACAGAAAUGCGCCGCUGUCUUUACUAUGAGACAUGUGCCACUUAUGGACUCAAUGUGGAUCGGGUUUUCAGUGAAGUUGCUCAGAAGAUUGUGAACAUGAAAAAGCAGCAGCAGCUCCUUGCAUCUUGCAAAUCUCUGCCCAGCACGCCCAGUCACUCAGCUGUCUCCACACCGGCAAGCAAUGGUGGGCAUACAAGUGACUACUCCUCAUCUCUGCCUUCCACGCCGAACAUCAGCCACCGGGAGCUGCGCGGUGAAGCUGUAGCCAUCAUCGGCACACCAAGCUCCUUGCAUCGUGGGACCAAGCGGCGGACGAGCCUCUUUGCCAACCGCAGAGGAAGUGACACAGAGAAGCGGAGCUUGGAUAGCAGAGGUGACAACACUGGAAGUGGACGUGCCAUACCCAUCAAACAAAGCUUCUUGCUAAAACGAAGCGGGAACUCCCUGAACAAGGAGUGGAAGAAGAAAUACGUGACUCUGUCCAGUAAUGGACUUCUCUUCUAUCACCCCAGCAUUAAUGAUUAUAUCCAUAGUACUCAUGGGAAAGAAAUGGACUUACUCCGUACCACCGUCAAGGUGCCUGGCAAACGGCCACCAAGAGCCAUCUCAGCCUGUGGCGCCUCCUCAAGCAUCAAUGGUUUGGUUAAAGAUGUGAGCACCGUUGGAGUUGGGGACACCAGCACGAGCCCCAGUCCAGGACUGCUGAACCCUCCAACAGAGCCAGCAUUGAAGCUCUUGGGCAAACCUGAGCGCCUGCAGCGCUCUGUGUCCUCUUCUAAGGCUGAGGUCGCCAUGGCUGCAGAAGGGCUGUCUAGUCCUGGCAGCAGUGGCAAAGACCCACCUCCUUCCCCUAUGAUUGACAGAAAGAAGCACAGGCGGAAGAAGCUCUCAACACCUUCAAAAACGGAAGGGUCAGCAGGCCAGGCAGAAGCCAAGCGUAAAAUGUGGAAAUUAAAAACCUUUGGUAGUUUAAGAAAUAUUUAUAAAACAGAGGAGGAGAAUUUUGAGUUCAUCAUCGUCUCCAGCACAGGGCAGACCUGGCACUUUGAGGCCAGCAGCUUUGAGGAGAGGGACUCCUGGGUCCAGGCCAUCGAGAGCCAGAUCUUGGCUAGCCUACAGUGCUGCGAGAGCAGCAAGAACAAGGCUCGGAUGGACAGCCAGAGUGAAGCUGUGGCCAUCCAGGCCAUCCGUAAUGCCAAAGGCAAUUCCUUGUGUGUGGACUGUGGAGCACUCAACCCCACCUGGGCCAGCCUGAACUUGGGGGCCCUAAUCUGCAUUGAGUGCUCAGGCAUCCACCGGAAUCUAGGCACCCACCUGUCACGCGUGCGCUCCCUUGACUUAGACGACUGGCCCCUGGAGCUCACAUUGGUGCUCACUUCCAUUGGCAACGAGAUGGCCAACAGCGUCUGGGAGAAGUGCACGCAGGGACGUCGGAAACCCACCUGCGAAUCAUCACGAGAAGAGCGGGAGUCUUGGAUCCGAGCCAAAUAUGAGCAGCGGCUGUUCCUGGCACCACUGCCCAACUCUGAACUCUCCUUGGGGUGCCAGCUCUUCCAGGCAGUGCUGGAGCAAGAUUUGGAUGCUGUGCUGCUGUUGCUGGCCCACAGUUCCAAGGAACAGAUCAAUGCCCCUACCGGUGACAAGGACCGGCGCACAGCCCUGCACGUGGCCUGUGACCUGUCACAUGUGGUCAUCACCCAGCUUCUGGUGUGGUAUGGUGCUGAUGUGAAAGCCCGGGAUGCCGUGGGCCACACCGCCCUCUUCUACGCCCGCCGAUCUGGGAGCCAGGAAUGCAUUGACAUCCUUUUGCAACACGGUUGCCCAAACGAAGGCUACAGCACCAUUGCCACCCCUGGCCUGCGCCGGAAGAGCAGUAGUGCCAGCGUGGGGAGGACUGAGGCCCGAACUGCCCUGGUGUAGCAUGCCAGGGGGAUCCUCUUCCCCAUCCACGUGGUGCCAGGAGGGGUAUCCAGUGACUGAGACCUACCCUCCUUAGGGAGACCUCACUCCCCUCUGGCAUCUGGACCCGGACACCGAGCAGUUUGGAUCAGGACCGCCUGCCUUGUGCAGGGCGUGGCCGUUGCCAUCCCGAGUCCUCCUUUGAUUGGCUCUGCUGAGCGCAGGCACCGGCCAGGGGGACGCCCAGCUCACCCUCUCUCGCUCCCAGGCCUGGAGCGGCUCCGCCAGUUGCCAGGACAACGGCCAUCUCUCCCGGCCGGCUGGGAAAGAGAGGCCUGCAGGGCACCCAGCAUCCAAGCACUUAGGAGGGAAGAAGCAGGGCCCAGGACAGUUGUGUCACCUUCGUCACUGGGGUGGGGUGGGGAGAGAACUUUAGGGAACAAGGGGGAGGGCAAGCAGUUUUGUGGGUUUUUUUUUUCCUUUCCCUUUCUUUCUGUGUUUGUAACUAGCUUUGAAGGUGGAAUGUAAAUCAGUGUUAUUGAAGUGGUCAGUGACUUGAGCCUCAGUGAAGCAACUUGAAGCGGGCCUAAAAACAAGGAUGGGUGUGCAGAGCGUUGAAGGAGCUAGGAGCGUGCUUCCGACCGUGGUGCCACAGGGGGGGUGGCGGUGGGUGAACAGAAAGCUGAGAAGGGAGCGCUCAGGCCACUUCAUUGGCUUCUUCUGGGAACACCAACCAGCCCCUUGCCUCAGUUAUCUGUGGGUUCAGGGUGCUCAGCUUACUGAGAGCAUCUGGGCUGUGGGGACACUAGAAGGGACUCCAGCCAUCUCCGUGGAGCCAGGGACACACAACAUGGGGCCGGGGGAAGCAAAGCGACAAUGGAAGAAUGGAAGACACCGCUCGCUCGGUUGGGGAGAAUCCACCAUUCAAGCUCUCGUUCCUUAACUCCUGUCACCCGCUGGGUUUUCUUCUCAGUCAUAUGCUGAAGACGAGACAUCCUGGCUCCUGGAGCCAUAGAGGGAGAGCCAGGAGUAUCCCUGUAGGGAAAACAGCCUCUGUUUUUCUAAGGAAGUAAAGCAGCAGCCUCUCUCUUUUUAAGCCUAGAGCAUUUUGUUGUUGUUUUUUCCAACGAGAAGGAUAUUUUUAUUAAGAGGCCAGUGCUCCUAACGCUUGUUUUUCUGAGGCAUUUUUCUUCAACAUUUUGAGAGGCCGUAGCACAGGCCAUUGGCAACAAGGUGCAUUCUCGGCCAAAACAGUCAGCCAGUGUUGUUCUGCUGUGUUUGAUCCAAACUGAUUGCCUUGCCUUUUUCCUCAGGCAGACUCAGGAUCACCCCAUCGUAACCUGGCGAAAACAUGCACACACCUUAUUCAAACUGCACUGAAACACAUUCCUUCUGCCAACGUUCCCCAGGCUCCUGGGCCUGACCCUUGCACUGAAAUAAAUACAUAUGUAUAUAUCUUAUUAUGCGCCAUGGAAGGCCCAAGGGUACCUCCACCUUGUUCUUAAGAGCUCUUUCACCCUUGCAGGUUAUUCCAAAAGGGCAGCUAAUGAUGAAGCAGCUGGUGGCCAAACACAAACACGGGUGACGAAAGGGCUGGGUGUUUUAAGAGGGAUUGAUUCUACAAGACACCCGUCUCGUAUGGAUGCUGAGAACCCAGCCAAAACUAUGUGGGAGUAUCUUUAUAAGCAACAAAGGCCCUAGCGUUUAAAACAUAUCCUUUUAAAAAGAAAGGAUAAUUUGUAAAAAGCCCCAUUCUCUCAUCCACUCCUAUGGAUUUCAUUCCCUUUCCAACUAAUCUUACUGUUUUUAAUUUAUUGUUUUAUUUUGAGAGCCAGAAAAAAAAAAGGAUGAAAUCUUUCUCUUUUUCCCUCUUUUCUGGUUUGGCAGCUCUCCUGAUGCAGAUGUCUACAGCCCUUCUGUCUCUUGCUUUGGCAGAGGCCUCUGUGUGGUUAUGAUGACUGGUGUGGUCUCAGGCUUUAUUUCAAAUCUGUGAUCAGGGUAAUGCUGUGAAUCCCCUCUUCACCCCUUUUGCGGGCAGAUCUGGGUGGGUCAGGAGUCAGUAUCAACCAUGGCAGUAACUGGCUCUGCUCUGCACCUUCUUGAAUCAGGCAAUGGGGCAGACACCCAUCUCAGCGACAUUACCCUUUCCUACCCCUCUGAAUGUAUUGGCGACUGUGUUGCACGAGACCUGUACCCCACAGCCACUCAGUGGAGGCAAAGGGGCCCGAUGUCAAGGAGAGCUAGACUUGAUGCCACAAGAAGUAGAGAGGGGAGGCUCCCCUGCAUCUUGGCCUCAGCAAGACUGCCUGCUCUGAUGGCCAGAGCCCAUGAGCCCAAAAAAGAACAAAGGAGGGGCCAGCAGCAUUGGCUCUUGAAGACUGAAUGUAAUUUAUGCUGUUUAGGCUGGCAAUUCAGCACAAUGGUCUGGCAGAAUCUGUGGCGGAAGCCCUGGACUUUGGCUUUCUCUGGGGGAAGGUGUGGUGGGGAGGGGGGAAGGCGGAGAUGCCAGAGCUGAUACCAUUGGCCCUGUGCAGCUGAUGUAAUCUCUUGGAUUGUAACUUGUAAGUAUGUGACAAUGUAAGAAGAUAUAACAACAAUGACUGGU